AUGAACCACCCACGCAGUCUCAUAUCAUCCGCCCAGGCCCUACGCCAGGUCUUCAUCGCACCCGUUCGCAUCUCCAGAGUUAGCAUGCUUGCAUUCAGGCCUCCUCAGAAUGUCCCACAGACUCGAUUUUUCCACCAAUCCCGUUGCCUUGAGCUUCGAGCAUACCGACCACCUGUCGAAAAGCCGCCGAUAAACGAAGCCAUCCGGGCGUCAUUUGUCCAAGUUGUGAACGAUGAAGGUGACCUCGACCCUCCGACCAGACUAGAGGAUGUCCUUGAAAGUUUUGAUCACGCCGAAUUCUUUCUUCUCCAGGUGCAAGAAGGAGAUAAUGACAACCCGCCGGUUUGCAAGGUCUACAAUAAGAAAGAAGUGCGAGAACAUGAAAAGGCCAAAGCAAAGUCAGCUCGCGAAUCCAAGGUUAUAUUCAAACAAAUUGAACUGAACUGGGCAAUCGAUGCCCAUGACCUGUCGCACCGCCUGAAACAACUCUCGACCUUUUUGGAGAAAGGCCACAGGGUGGAAAUCCUAUUGACCACCAAAAAGCGCAAACGCAGUCCUACAGUGGAUGAGAUCAAACAGGUCAUGCAGAGUGUUUUAAACACAGUCAGAGAGGCCGGUGGAACUCAAACCAAGGCAAUGGAGGGGGAACCGGGAAAGCAACUCAGGAUUACUGCACAGAAAAAUAUCUAG
This is a messenger RNA of Penicillium samsonianum, 690 nucleotides long. RefSeq names its product putative translation initiation factor IF3. Bases 1 to 690 code for a protein of 229 amino acids. Gene Ontology annotation, molecular function: translation initiation factor activity; ribosome binding. Gene Ontology annotation, cellular component: mitochondrion. NCBI's taxonomy places the organism in Eukaryota, Fungi, Ascomycota, Eurotiomycetes, Eurotiales, Aspergillaceae. Gene Ontology annotation, biological process: ribosome disassembly; mitochondrial translational initiation. The transcript has a single exon. The record is from RefSeq and is a predicted model, not a curated record.